ACACACAAAAGAGUUGAGUUUUUUGUUGCCACAUUCCAAAUUCAUAAAAGGCCAUGCCCGUCAUCAGGUUGGAGUCCUCCGAUGGUGUUGUUUUCGACACCGAUGCCGAAACUGCCAAAUGUUCGGGCACCAUUAGACAUAUGCUGGAGGACUGCCGCCUGGAGGAUGAGGUGGAGGAGCAACCCUUGAUACCCGUGCCCAAUGUGAACUCCACAACGCUGCAGAAAAUCCUGAGCUGGGCUCAGUACCACAGGAAUGACGUUCCGACCGCGGAAGAAGACGAAACGGAGAAAUAUCCCGUUUGUCAGUGGGAUGCCGACUUUCUGGCAACUGUGGAUCAGGGCACGCUCUUCGAGCUGAUCAUGGCCGCCAAUUACUUGGACAUUAGGGCACUGAUGAAUGCCGCCUGCCAGACGGUGGCCAACAUGAUCAAGGGCCACACAUCCGACGAGAUUCGCCUCAUCUUCAACAUUCCACGGGAGGCCACAGAAGAGGAUUUGUGUGAAAAUGAGAGCAGCGACAGCGAAGAUGAUAACUAAAUUAAUGGCAACAAUCUCUCUGCAUUGAGAAA
Molecule: messenger RNA, 571 nt
Organism: Drosophila subobscura
Lineage: Eukaryota; Metazoa; Arthropoda; Insecta; Diptera; Drosophilidae
Product: S-phase kinase-associated protein 1
Exons: 1
Coding region: 54-539 (161 amino acids)
Biological process (GO): SCF-dependent proteasomal ubiquitin-dependent protein catabolic process
Cellular component (GO): cytoplasm; nucleus
Molecular function (GO): cullin family protein binding
Source: RefSeq, a predicted model, not a curated record